This is a messenger RNA of Helobdella robusta, 993 nucleotides long. RefSeq lists its product as hypothetical. The coding region runs from base 1 to 993 and encodes 330 amino acids. The transcript has a single exon. Lineage: Eukaryota; Metazoa; Annelida; Clitellata; Rhynchobdellida; Glossiphoniidae. The record is from RefSeq and is a predicted model, not a curated record. Gene Ontology annotation, cellular component: nucleus. Gene Ontology annotation, molecular function: DNA binding.
AUGAAAAGAAGACCCGAGUUGUCACUACGUGCAGCUGAAGCGACUAGUCUGGCAAGAGCAACAGCAUUCAAUAAAUAUAAUGUCAGUGAAUCCUUCAAAAAUCUUCACAAGGUUCGUGCAGGGCAUAACUUUGGUCCGGAGAACAUAUACAAUGUAGAUGAAACUGGACUCACAACUGUGCAAAAGCCUGUUAAAGUUAUAGCCGGUCGAGGAUUGAAACAAGUCGGAAGGAUGACAUCUCAGGAAAGAGGGAAAUUAAUUACAGUAUGCUGUGCUAUAAAUGCAAUUGGUAAUUCCAUACCACCUUUGUUUAUUUUUCCUCGUGUCAACUUCAAAGAGUUCAUGAUAAGAGAUGGUCCUCGAGGUUGUGUCGGAUUUGCAAAUCCAUCUGGUUGGAUGAGUUCUGACAUUUUUGUGGAGUGGUUGAAACAUUUCAUAAAACACUCAAAGGCUUCAUUUGACUACCCUACUUUACUGUUAUUGGAUAACCAUGAAAGCCAUAUAUCAGUUGCGGCUUUAGAUGUUGCAAAAUCACAUGGUAUUAUAAUGCUCAGCUUUCCACCCCACUGCAGCCACAAAUUGCAGCCUUUAGAUAGAGCCGUGUUUGGUCCUCUGAAGAAAUACUACAAUACGGCUUGUGACAACUGGAUGGUCAGUAACCCAAGACCACUGACAAUAUAUGAUAUUGUACCAAUUGUUCGGGAAGCAUAUACUAAAGCUUUUGCAAAAUCGAAUAUAGAAUCUGGAUUCCGAAUCGCUGGCAUAGAACCUUACAAUCCGGACAUUUUUACAGAUGAUGAUUUUUUAGCAGCAUCGGUUACAGAUCGCCAUACACCUGCUACAGAAAUGGACACAGACAACAGUGCUUAUGGAGUAACAGCUACAUCCAAUAAUGUGGAGCCAUCACAAAUGGUUCUAGCUGAUGAUGGAGAACCAGAACAAAUGACUUCAAAUCCACUAAAAAGAAAGUUAUUCAUUACAUUGGCCAAAUAA